AUGCCUGCAUCGUCACACACGUCAGCCGCGUAUGGAUGGCGCGAGUCGUGGCCGCCUGCGCAGAUACAUCUACAGCCAGCCGCGACGACUGGCGACCGCAGAGGGGACGACACCGCCACGAUUAAGGAGGAGACCGGAGGCGACCUCCACAACGAUGACAUGCAGCUCACCGACGACAACCCGCUUGUGUACUUUCUCACCCCGACACCUCUGCUCUCCGUCGACGAUGACGGCGAAAGCUACUUUGUAGACGACUCAGAUUCGUCUUCCAUUUUUUAUGACAACGAGCGCGAUGACGACACCGGUUUCUAUGCCGGCACCAGCAUGGACCUCGAGUUUGAUGCCGGCAUCGAGGAUGACACGCACCCGCAGCCCAUUAUCCGCAGCGUCAGCCCGUCGUCCCUGAGCGGGACCCUUGGCAGCGGCGGGCGCACUUCCCACACAGCCAUGCGGCCGCCCACGCCUCCGUACUCGGCGACAGCUCGCCAUCCCAGCCGUCAAUCCGGCAACACCAACCUUACUGGAGCCGAUCCCUCAAUGUUUGAUAACAUUGACACCGCCGUUGUCUACGAAGACGGGGAGCACUACAUCCACUUUGGUGACGGAGACUACUCAGCCCAUCACAGCUCGUCGUCCUCGCCGACCAAUGACCGCACGUCUCCUCGCUCCUCGAGCCACGCCCUGUCGCCUCCACCCUUAUCAUCGUCACCGGGCGAACCGCGGUCGCUACCGGACAUCCACGACCUAUACACACACCACCGCCUCAACAACUCCCAAACACACCUCACUGUCGCUGGUGCCAUGAUUGUUCGGCGCAGGUCGCCGCGGUCCUGGCGCGUGCCGAGCCCAGACGUGUUUUCCAUUGAGGAAGAGACGGCAGAGGAGCUAUCGUCUGGUGUCGCCGCCUCACAUGGCCGCCCAGGGCGUCCUCAUCACGACCGCCACACCUCUGAAAGACAUCUACACGUAGAGGCUGCAAAGCCGCCCUUGAAGAAGCGGGUUCGUUUCGUGCUGCCCGGCGAGGAGGUUGCACAAGGAUCUUAA
Molecule: messenger RNA, 1044 nt
Organism: Sporothrix brasiliensis 5110
Lineage: Eukaryota; Fungi; Ascomycota; Sordariomycetes; Ophiostomatales; Ophiostomataceae
Exons: 1
Coding region: 1-1044 (347 amino acids)
Source: RefSeq, a predicted model, not a curated record